AUGGCUACAAAAGGAGAGCAGGAAUGGAUUGAGGUUUCAAGGAGGAGGAAGGUUAGGGGGAACAGUGGGAAGCAAUGGGAUACAAAUAGAAGUAGAUUCAGAGGGGAGACGUCUAAAACAAUGACAACGACAUCCUUUUUCUUUUCCGAAAUUCCUGAACAAUACGGAGCAAGGGAGAUGUAUGACAUUUUCAAGGAUUUUGGAGAUAUUGAUGAGGUGAUCUUUCCACCUAGAAGAGACAAAAGAGGAAAACGCUUUGGUUUUGUAAGAUUCUUCAAUGUUCUAGACGAGAGACUAUUGGCGGUAAAGCUUGACAAUAUUUUCAUUGGGUCAAGAAAGAUUCACGCCAACAUUCCGAGGUUUAACAGGGAGAGCAGGAGUGGCAGAGAUAGGAGAAUGGAUCAACAGUUGUUGGGAAAAAGGAGAGAGCAUAAAGUUGCACCGAAGGAGCAAAAUCAAGAUGACCGGAGAAACGGUUUUGACCAACGUAACAAUGAGGGUCAGGGUGCUAGACAAAGAUUAUCAUAUGCACAAACAGUUAGAGGUGCCCAAAACAAUAAAACAGUGAUUGACAGACAAGUACACACCAAGAAGAUCCCAUUUGCUCACUUGGAAUAUAACAUGGAGGAGGAAGAUUUAGAAAGAUUCCAAAAAGCUUUUGUUGGGGUUGUAGAGGUGCCAGGCGAUACUUACAACUUGCAGGAAAGAUUCACCAAGGAAGGGUAUUUUGGAGUGAAAGUGACUCCAAUGGGUGCUAACUUAUGUUUGCUGGAAGAAAAUGAAGAAGGCAUGAUUAAGGAUAUCAUUGAGGAGGCUCGAGAGUGGAUACAACAAUGGUUUUCGGAAAUUAGACCUUGGAGAGCUAACGAUGUUGAUAAUGAAAGAGCUACAUGGUUGAGGGUCUACGGUCUCCCAUGUCAUGCAUGGAAGGAUAAAGUGUUUGAAUUCCUAGCAACGUCUGUCGAAACGUUCAUUUGUGCUGAUGAAGUCACCAGAAAACACAAGAAUAUGGACGUCGCUAGAAUCCUGAUUAGAACUAAGUAUUGCUUGGUUCUGAAUGAAACUUAUAACAUAUCCAUUAAUGACAAUGUCUUUAGGAUCAAGGUGGUGGAAGACAACCAUGGGCCUUUGCGUAUAGCUUUGAAUCAUGAAGGGAAGAUUAUGGAAAGCAAAGAUUCCGAUGAGGUUUCAGAAGAAUGGAACGACGAUUCCUCAGAUGGAGAUAUGCUUUCGUUUGUCCAAGAGUCCGUUGAAGAAACUACUGGUCGGGCGGCGAAGCGACGUGCUUUGAGAGAAUCAACACUAAAGGCUAGUAUAGAAGGGGGGUGUGCAGCUGGAUGA
Molecule: messenger RNA, 1341 nt
Organism: Vicia villosa (hairy vetch)
Lineage: Eukaryota; Viridiplantae; Streptophyta; Magnoliopsida; Fabales; Fabaceae
Exons: 1
Coding region: 1-1341 (446 amino acids)
Molecular function (GO): RNA binding
Source: RefSeq, a predicted model, not a curated record